AUGCCUCCAUUAUCAAAACAAAAAAAACAUAUUAAAAAUAUUUCAAAAAAUCAGGAAGAAAAUAAAAAGCAAUGGCAAAAAAUUAUUAAUUUAAUUGAAGAAAUCAACCCUAUUUUAUUUCCUGAAAUUUAUAAAACUUUUUUUAAUAUUUCUUAUAUGUCUCAACAUCCAAUUACUACACAACAAAAACUUGUUAAUAUGAUAGAUAAAAUGUCUAAUCAUGAAAAAUCAAAAGCUAUUAAGCUAUUAAAUACUAUGCAUUAUCCUAAAGGAAAAAAUAAAGAUACUAUAAUUUCUGCACAUUUACAAAAUAAAGCUAUGGAUUUUAUUAAAGAAA
This is a messenger RNA of Racocetra fulgida, 337 nucleotides long. NCBI's taxonomy places the organism in Eukaryota, Fungi, Glomeromycota, Glomeromycetes, Diversisporales, Gigasporaceae. The record is from the annotation of a GenBank genome assembly.